Metarhizium brunneum ARSEF 3297 is the source of this 405-nucleotide messenger RNA. Its product is annotated as ATPase get3. Gene Ontology annotation, biological process: post-translational protein targeting to endoplasmic reticulum membrane. Lineage: Eukaryota; Fungi; Ascomycota; Sordariomycetes; Hypocreales; Clavicipitaceae. Gene Ontology annotation, molecular function: ATP binding; ATP hydrolysis activity. Gene Ontology annotation, cellular component: GET complex. The record is from RefSeq and is a predicted model, not a curated record.
AUGUCGUCAGCCAUCAUCUCCGCCGACGACGCUCUCGAGCCCACGCUCCAGUCCCUCCUCGACCAACGUUCUCUUCGCUGGAUCUUUGUCGGCGGCAAAGGCGGCGUCGGCAAGACCACCACAUCGUGCUCCCUGGCCAUUCAGCUCGCCAAGGUCCGCCGCUCAGUGCUCCUGAUUUCCACCGACCCAGCGCACAACCUCUCCGAUGCGUUUUCUCAAAAGUUCGGCAAGGAGGCCCGUCUGGUCAAUGGCUUCGACAACCUGAGCGCCAUGGAGAUUGACCCCAACGGCAGCAUGCAGGAUCUCUUGGCCGGCCAGGGCGAGGAAGACAUGAACGCCAUGGGCGGCGGCAUCGGUGGCAUGAUGCAGGAUUUGGCAUUUGCUGCAAGUUACACUCCUCCUUGA